Durusdinium trenchii is the source of this 444-nucleotide messenger RNA. The record is from the annotation of a GenBank genome assembly. NCBI's taxonomy places the organism in Eukaryota, Dinophyceae, Suessiales, Symbiodiniaceae.
AUGUGGUUCGCCGUUUGCCAAAGCUUGCCCGAUCUUCAUAUUCUGCGCGACGACGAGAGCUGCUUCUCUGAUGACGACUUGGAGGAGGAUUUCGAGAUCUCUCGGCCAAGACAGCGACAGAUCUCAAUGGUGUAUGAUCCUGACAAUGACGACUACCAGAUGCAAGUGAAGCCGGAAGUGCCCGAAGCAAUUGCACAGAUGGAGACGGAGCUCAUCAACAAGCAAGUUGCGCAGCUCCAAGUCAGGAUUGACCAAGGAGGCGAUUCAGAGAUCUUGAAUCACUAUCGCAAGGUGAAAGAACAGUUGGAGCUCCAGCUGUCGAAGAAAAUCAAGACGAUCGACGAUCAAGCCUCCAUGGUGUCACAACUCUCCACAUGUGGCAGCAGCACCGACGUUUUGUCAUUGGCCUCCCCUUUUGAAUCAAGGAAGGUUGACAAGACAUGA